AUGGGGUGUUGCUAUAGUAUUUGUCACAAAGACACCGACCCGCAGGAAAACGUAGUUAACGAAAGAACACACUUGCUAGAAGUGACGGAGCAACAACAGGAAACGCCGGUGCCUGCGUCAUCGGCGUCCACCCCACCGAGAAAGCCUGAUGAGCAGAGCGCUCUCAACAGGAUACUUCAUGAGACUGCCACUAACGUGAUCGACGUGGGCGCCCUAGGCCCUUAUGCACUAGAGGCGAGCGCAUAUAGCGAGCGUGUGCGCGUGUAUAGCGCUCGCGUGGCGGGACUGGCCGCGGCCCCAGCGCCUCCGCCGCGCCUGCUCGCCGACUUGCCGCAUGCCGAGCGCGCCAGCAUGCUGUCCAACCCACCACUCGCGUUCGCUGAUAAGGAGCUUAUAACGAACGCGGUAAAGAAAGCGGCAGCCGCCCUCUCUGAGCUCCGCGUGAAACAUCUAGAGGAUUUGGUGGUGCCCUUUAGGGUCCCUUAG
Messenger RNA from Arctia plantaginis, 486 nucleotides. NCBI's taxonomy places the organism in Eukaryota, Metazoa, Arthropoda, Insecta, Lepidoptera, Erebidae. The record is from the annotation of a GenBank genome assembly.